Falco peregrinus (peregrine falcon) is the source of this 1498-nucleotide messenger RNA. RefSeq names its product caspase-1-like. The transcript has 9 exons. The coding region runs from base 55 to 1239 and encodes 394 amino acids. The record is from RefSeq and is a predicted model, not a curated record. Gene Ontology annotation, molecular function: cysteine-type endopeptidase activity. NCBI's taxonomy places the organism in Eukaryota, Metazoa, Chordata, Aves, Falconiformes, Falconidae. Gene Ontology annotation, biological process: regulation of apoptotic process; proteolysis.
UCCCAGGAGAAAGAGACCUCGUGGCAGCUUUGGCAGGCCAGGGGCUGAGGAGCAAUGGCAGACAAGCUCCUCCUGAACGUGAGGACAGCCUUUGUGGAGCGUGUGAGCAAGCCACUGAUCUCUGGGCUGCUGGAUGAGCUGCUGGGCCAAGGGGUGCUGAGCCUUGAGGAGGUGGACGAGGUACAGGAUAGAUACCCGGUGCGCACCGACAAGGCUCGCUGCCUCAUCGACAGCGUGCGUCUGAAGGGCCCCAAGGCAAGCCAGAUCUUCAUUGACAGCCUCAGGAAGCGUGAUGGCACCUUGGCAAAGCAGCUGGGUCUGGCCACUGAUUCAGGGCCCCUUGGUGCACAGCUGGCCUCCCCCAACACUGAGAACCCCCCUGGACACCCUGUUGGCAUCCAGGGCCAGCAGUGGAUCCGACAGUGCUCCGUGAGCGAGUACCAGCGCAUCAGGGACACAGAGGGAGACCAGAUCUAUCCCAUCCAUCUACCACGGGAGACACGAACCCGUAGGGCCCUGCUCAUCUGCAACAUUGAGUUUGAGCACUUGAGCCGGCGGAAUGGGGCCGAAGUGGAUGUGAAAGGGAUGACGACACUGCUGGAAGGGCUGGGCUACAUGGUGGACGUCCACUGCAACUUGACUUCCCAGGAGAUGGCUGCAGUCAUGAAUGAUUUUGCGAAUCGCAAAGAUCACUACACCUCUGACAGCACCUUCCUGGUCUUCAUGUCUCAUGGGGUCAGGGCUGGGCUUUGUGGGACCAAGAGCAGAGGUGAGACCACAGACAUCCUUUCCCUCGACACCAUCUAUGAGAAAUUCAACAACAAGUGCUGCCAGGCACUGCUGGGCAAACCCAAAGUGGUCAUUAUCCAAUCCUGCCGUGGAGGUAAGAUAGGGUCCGUGAUGGUGAGCAACUCCACAGACCUUGCCAUGGCCACUCCCAGCUCCUCUCACACAAUCCCUGCAGGGCUGGAAAAUGAUGCAAUCUGUGAAGUCCACCUGGAGAGUGAUUUUGCCACUUUACAUUCCUCCACUCCUGAUACUGUCUCCUGGAGAAGUUCAGUAACAGGCUCCCUUUUCAUCCAGCGCCUGAUAGAGCAGUUUCAAAACCAUGCCUGUGACAGCAACUUACAGGAGAUCUUCCGAAAGGUCCAAUAUGCCUUUGGAAAAUUCCCUCAGCAGUUGCCAUCACAAGAACGGACUACAAUGCUCAGGAAGUUCUACCUCUUCCCAGGCCACUGAUCUCCUGCCCAUGGUGAAAAAAUCAUACACAGACAGCAAGUGUCUUUGAAUUUGGGGUAACACAGCAGAAAGCUCAAGCUCAAGGUGAAUGUAACCCUGCUCAAGAGAGAUGUACUUCUUGAGAAAAGGAAAGGACCAGUAGAAAAGCCAAGAACAGCUUUGCAGAAACACACUGAAUCUCCAAACCAGCUACUUGUGCCCCCUCUGCUAGGCAAUUACCAAACAGACCUGCAAUAAAGUAAGUCUUUGGUUUCCUGUC